CAAAUGACAUCUAUCUCUGUCUGAGUAAGUAUAUUUUUUGAUGUUGGAACAUUUGUGGAUGGUUAGAGAGUGAUAUUGGUGGUGCUACUUUACUUGUCUUGCGAAAAUCUAGCAUAUAUGAGCACAUUUUAGCUCAUGCUAGCUCGCUAACAAGCUAGCCAAUUAACAAAAUGCCAUAUGACAGAAAUACAUUAAAAUAACAAUUUAACUCUGGAAUUCUAGUUUAGCAUCUCACCAAAUGCAACGUUACAUUGGUUUAGUUUUAAUGGCAUUUUUUUUUUUUUUUUGUUAACAAUUCAUUGUAUGGGCAGCAGAGCUCCUGGUAGCAAGGUAGGGUGACCUUAAAAAUUGUGUUGGUGGUUUACAAGUUUGGGACCAUAAGUUUUUUUAACAGCUUAGUUAAAAACAGUGUCAUUAGCUUGUAUUUAAGCUGCAGGCCAGCAGCUAAUGGUAAGCUAGUUAAGUGACUUUUUUUUUUUUAUGCUAGCGAGUGAGUGAGUGGGCGACCAAGAGUGAGGGAGCUCCGUCAGGACAGACUGCGCUGAUCACUCAGAACUGAGUCAGCAUUUGCAAAGGAAUAUAGCUCUGUGUGUCUUCCAUACAUUUGUGAGCUUGAGGACUGGACAGUCUGCAUUUGUUUGUGGCUCUUCAGUAGUGCAUUAUGAAUGUGGAAGUGUAAAGAGUGUGCUGCAGAGGAAACGACAAGAAUAACCUGUCAAGCAAUAUGGCUACACCGGCAGUGCUUCGCAUCAUCCUUGGACAAAAUGACUCUUCCAAAAUAAGCCUGCCUUCAGGAAUACCAGAUUCUGUUGAGGAACUAAAAAGUGAGAUAAAGAGACAAUGUGAGGUGGCAGGAGACUUCAGACUGCAAUACAAGGACAGUGACUUUGAUGAGUUCAUAAACCUGAAGUCCACCUCAGACAUUCAAAACAAAGCUACUCUCAAACUGAUUUACCUCCCAAGUGCUUCGUCUCUAACUAGCCCCUGCCUGUCUUCAGUGGAACCCAGUCUGGAUGAGACUGCUUCCAUUUCAUCUGUGGACACUGACAUUCUCUCAUCCUCUAGCUCAUCAUCAUCGUCCCUCAGAUGUGAGCCAUGGCCAGAUGUCUUUCCUGUGCCUGAGUUCGUCUAUGAUGUCGAGCUCCAACUCCAGCGUGCUAAUACUGACUUUCAAAAUAAUGGUAUCCUCUUCAGUCCAAGUCCAAGAAUGAAGUCAGACAUUCUUGAAAGUUUGGCAUCCCAGAUAAUCAAAUAUAAAGCUUAUCCGUGCAAUGCUGAAUUUGAUGCAGUAGCUGAAGCACUCGUGAAGAAACACCCAUGUUUAAAGGAGCAAGGUUCUGUUUCUGGCUUUUAUGGGUGGAAAAUAAGCUUGAAAUAUAAAAUGGCAAACUACCGCACAAAACUGCGCAAUAUCGGAUGUUCCGAGCUGAAUGUGAAUUCCUUCAAGCGUAAACAAGGUGAUCCACGCACAUCUCCAAAUCAAGUGAAGAAAGCUAGAAGAGCAGAAGUGAACUACUGUCCAGAUUAUCCAACAGGACAAUCCCAAGAGAGCCUUGAGGAAGAGAGACUGGCAUUAUUGUCCGAAGUAAGAAAGAGCAACAACCAACAGGUGGUUAAGGAGAAAAUGGAGAAGACAUUUGCUUACAGGCGGCAUGAAGUGAUUGAAGAAAAGCCUUUCAUUGCUGAAUUCAAAAGAAGGUGGCCAGCUCUUUUCUCUGAGCAGGAGGUAGAAGCAGAGUUUACUCGCAUCACCACUGUACCACUGAGAUCGAAAUUCAUGCAACAGCUGGAUCAUCAUUCUACACGGCUGAUUACAAUCUUCAAAAGAAAAGGAGGAGCAGCAGGGCGGAAAAUAAGGACUAUCAUGGCAGACUUGGAUAAGAAUGAUGCUGUUGAAACAAGAAGAGCCUGUGUACUGAAAGCACUAAUGGUUUACCUCAAUGAAGACCCUGAAAAUCUCAUAAGAGAGUACAUGGAUGUUGAAGACAACCAGGAGGCUAUGGACCAGACAGUCCUGGGAAUCUUUGCCAUAAAGAUGGAAGGUGCAGAGUCUACAGAUGGCCUGGCAGAUGUUGGAAUAAUCAUUGAAGGUGUGGAAGUGCUCCAUGACCUUGAUAACACUGCAAAUGCAGUCGCCAUUUUGUUUGGCCUCAUGUACUCACUGGACCUGAGCUAUCCAACAAACCUGAAGUACACAUUUGAGGUUCUGCAAAAACUUGUGAUGGAACUAGAUGGCAACAAACUUUCAACAAAGGCUCAAGUGCUAAAGAACAAACUAUUUGAAGGAACAUUUUAGAGUGUAGUGCUCCUGAGCAGCACAGAGGAAACUUGGAGGACAAAUUCCAUCCCAAACCAUCUGGCAGAAAACAGAUUUUUGGAUCUGCAUGUUGAACUGUGAACUGUGAAGAGUGGAUCAGAUGCACUAAAUGUUUAACAGAGUUGAGAAAAUGUUUACAAAAAGAGACAAUAACAAACUUGAAAAACACAAAUGAGAAGUUUGAAUUCACGUCAGCUGCAGAAGUGGAGAUCAACAAUGUGAAAUGGAGAGUGAUGGGUGAAUAUUGAAAGUUGUAGCAAGGAGGAUGAGAGAAUCAAAUCGAAAUCGUGUUUAUGGUGCUGUGAUCAAACGUUGACCAAGUUCCUGUUCAUAAGAUUUGGUACUGUCUGUUGAAAAUGUACGUUGGACUACUUUUUUUAUUUUUCCUUUUUUUCCCUUUGUGAUUUAAUUUUAGAAAACACUGCACUGAUUUGUUUGUUUUUUUUACCCCUACAAUGCUGAAGUGGCAGGGAGGAAAAGAUAAUUUUGAAGUAUUUUUACUUGACAUUUGUUCACCCUAUUCAUGUAGAUGGUUCUACAUGAAUAGGAUGGAUCUUUAAAAAAUCAGUAUCUAAUGUUUCAUUGUACAGUGUUCAGUAAUUGUGAGGGGAAAAAAGCCAUGUUCAUUCUGCCUGCUUCUUAAAGAAUAUAGCUUUAAGUUUUGGUUUGGUUUUGUAGGUCCUGUAAGAGAUUUUUGUUUUCAUUGGGCAUUUUAUACAAAUUUAACUGUAAACAAAAUUGAGUAUUUUAUAGCAUAAAAAACAUUUUAAUAUAAACAUUUUUAUUUAGAAAUGGGGAAAUAAAAAUAAGCUAUACAUGUUGAAAAAUGGUUUGUUUGAUAUGCAGGAGCAAUUUUAAGGUAUAACUCACGCAAAUUCAAAGUUUGUGGUUUAAAAUUUGUUUGUUUGUUUUGUUUGUGAUUGUUGUAGUUUUCCAUUGGCAAUAAAUAAUAUUUUUCACAGAA
This is a messenger RNA of Dicentrarchus labrax (European seabass), 3281 nucleotides long. RefSeq lists its product as uncharacterized. The record is from RefSeq and is a predicted model, not a curated record. The coding region runs from base 725 to 2296 and encodes 523 amino acids. Lineage: Eukaryota; Metazoa; Chordata; Actinopteri; Moronidae. The transcript has 7 exons.